AUGAUUAGUAGUUUCAGGAGGAAGGUACUUAUUGGAGCUGCGUUGAUUCUAGUUGUAGGGACGCUCUUCUUCAUUCAUGCAUCAUCGCCAUUGAUUCAAGUUUCUAAUUACUUCGUGGAUACCACUAAUGGGGCGGAGGCGCCUGGAUACCAUGAAGUAACAGAACUUGAAGCCGAGCAUGGUGGAAAGGAAACCUUAUCAAAGCAGGAAGUAAAAAUGAAUUCGAGGCAUGUUAGAUUCCUCCCUGAUUCUAUAUUAACCCACCUUUUUGAGUCCUAUGAUUUAAGCAAAGUUGACUGGUCGAAGUUUGCUUAUGUCCAAUAUGCCACCAAUAUGGAUUAUUGUUGCAAUGCAUUAAUGAACUUCGCAAAGCUACGUUCAAAGUACAAAACUAAAGCUGAACUUGUCCUAAUUGUAACUAAGGAUGCAGCAGUGGAUUUAGAAGAAGCAAUGAUGAAAAAGCUUAAAGAGUUUGGUGUUACUAUAAAAGAAGUGGAGGCCUUAAAAUUUAAGAGUAAAGAUGAAACUUGGCAAGAAGGGUUCACCAAAUUCAACGCCUUUGGGUUAAAAAAAUAUGCUAGAGUCAUCUACUUCGAUAAUGAUGCUACGAUUUUGGGCAACAUGGACAGUUUAUUCUUCAUUCCCAACGAAGUUGACAUAGCUAUGCCACUUGCAUACGAUGAGACCGUAAGAAAGAUGAAGAAAAUAUUUGCUGAAUAUGAAUCGCAUGAGGAGUUGAAAACGGCAAUUCCAAAGUGUUCUAGGAAGUCUGAAGACGAUAAGUUCCAACUUGAGAGUAAUAUUAUUAAAGGUGCAAAAGAAGCACUCAAAAGUAAAGGGAUUUCGUAUCAGUCCUUAGUAUACCAGAGAUUACCAUAUUUAUAUAACCAUGCACUUCUUGAUCUGUACUAUUUCGGUGAUCAUUUCAUGGUAUUGAAGCCAAGCAUUAAGACGUAUAAGUCACUUGUUGAAUUAUGUGAAACUAAAAAACCCGCUGAGUACGAUAUGGAGUUGAUAAACAAGCAGUUUUCGGUUAAAAGAGCACUUUCAAGUCUGGAUUCCAAUUUGAUGAUAUUACCUCACAGUGCAUAUGGAGCAUUGAGUGGGACAUUAAGGAUUAGAGCGUAUGAACUUUUGCAUUAUACCGAUCCCACUGAAGUGCAUUGCUAUGCUAGAAGUGAGUUUGACAGGGAACAAAACAAGUUUAAACGUAGGGAGACUGAAAAGCAUGCUUAUCAAAACGAAGGAAACAGAGUUUCAAAUGAAGUUGAUAAAGUAAGAAGAGAAUCAGAUCUGACAAAUGAGGAAGAAACUGAAAGAGUUUGGGAAGCGGUGAAAGCUGUCCAUUUCUCAGACUAUCCCUUACCGAAACCAUGGAUGGAAGUAAAUCAAUACCGCGAGUACGUUUCUAAUAUGAUCUUGUGUGAGAAAGAGAGAGCAAAGACAAAGAAAUAUAGAAGCAAGUACAGGCCAAAGAUCAUUGACGACUGCGCUGCAAGCAGGCUAUGGAAUGGAUUGUAUGAAACAUUUCAAGAGGAAAGGGAGAGUAUAUGUGGACUAACACUAUCUAUAUAG
Dujonia railenensis is the source of this 1575-nucleotide messenger RNA. Lineage: Eukaryota; Fungi; Ascomycota; Pichiomycetes; Serinales; Debaryomycetaceae. The record is from the annotation of a GenBank genome assembly.